GCGGAAGAAUGUUGCUGCCACGUGUCACCGCCAUUCUUUUGAUCUGCACACCGCUCCAAAUUCCAUUCUCUAUAAAUGAAUGAUUAGAGUGCUCCAACUAUCUGGACUGCGCAUUCUUUCUCUUCUAUUCUUUCUUUUUUUUUUAACUCUCUUCAACUCAAAAUUCAUACAAAUGGGAAUUUUCAGCCUAAAUCAUCCCAUUGUUUUGGCCCUUGGCCUCCUUGGGAAUAUCAUUUCGAUUAUGGUGUUUCUUGCUCCAUUGCCAACUUUCAUUCGGGUGUACAGAAAGAAGUCCACUGAAGGUUUUCAGGCAAUUCCAUACGUAGUUGCAUUGUUCAGCGCCAUGUUUUGGAUGUACUAUGGCGUGAUGAAACCUGACUGUACUUUAAUUGUGACUAUCAAUUCUGCUGGUUGCAUUAUUGAGACUCUCUACCUUUCCAUAUACGUAGCCUAUGCUCCCAAACAAACCAAGAUAUUGAUUGCAAAAUUGCUCAUAUUUCUGAACAUGGGUGUUUUUGGAUCUGUGGUAUUAUUUACCCUGUUGUUUUCGAAAGGAAAGAGACGAAUCGUCAUAGUGGGUUGGAUCAGUUCAGCAAUAUCUGUCACAGUAUAUGCAGCUCCAUUGAGCAUACUGAGAUUAGUAAUUUGUACAAAGAGUGUUGAAUUCAUGCCCUUUUAUUUGUCCUUCUUCCUGACUGUCAAUGCCACAAUCUGGUUUGCCUAUGGACUUCUGAUCAGAGACAUGUUUGUUGCACUACCCAAUGUGUUGGGAUUCCUCUUUGGAGUAGUGCAAAUGGCAGUGUACAUUUUAUAUAGAAAUUCAAAGGAAGUGAAAGAUGACAAGGCAACGGAUCUUGCAGGAAUUAAUGGAAAGAUGAACCCAAUAAGUUUAGCAGAAAUUCAUCCCAUUGACAUUCCUCCCUGCAAACAUAAUGGUGAUGAAAAUUCAGGAAACCCAGUGCAGAUGAGUGUUUGUGAGGUUGACAGAAAACAGUCAGAAUUAACAGCUGUUUAAGCUGAAAUUAGUGGCCUCAAUGGCUAUCUGAAUUUUUAAUGAUGCUUCCAUCAGGGAAGACAAUCAUAACUGCUGAUCCAGCUUCAUUGGCAGAAAAAAAUCAUAAUAUGCAGAUCUGGUGAUAGAAAAUUGCUUCCAGGGGAAGUGCUGACCAUGAUUUAUGUGUAGGGUGUGCAUAUUGGCUUCUUGGAUCGUUUUUUUCUUCAUUUUCAGUGGUUCAAGUAUUCAUUGUUUUAAAAGUUUGCAAUAGUUGUGAUGGUGGUCACACCUCCAUCAGAAAUCUAAUUCUAAAUCUACUCUUUGAUUGAGGAUAAA
Cryptomeria japonica (Japanese cedar) is the source of this 1330-nucleotide messenger RNA. RefSeq names its product bidirectional sugar transporter SWEET14. Gene Ontology annotation, molecular function: sugar transmembrane transporter activity. Gene Ontology annotation, biological process: carbohydrate transport. NCBI's taxonomy places the organism in Eukaryota, Viridiplantae, Streptophyta, Pinopsida, Cupressales, Cupressaceae. The record is from RefSeq and is a predicted model, not a curated record. Bases 80 to 1015 code for a protein of 311 amino acids. Gene Ontology annotation, cellular component: membrane. The transcript is spliced from 6 exons.